CCCGAAGACUCUUCCAAAGCACCCUUGAAGUGUCCUUUGGCCCUCCGGAUGUUGCUGAUAAAAUAUCCCUGCAUCCCCUCUUGUUCUACUCUCUGGUCAUUUGGUGAAGGGGGAGGGUCUCCUGGGCAGUUUCUGGACUGAGGGGCCAAAACUCACCAGCCUCUGAAAGGCGGACCCCGCCUCUUCAAUUGGGGUCCGAAAAGUCUCCAACACAUCUAACUCUGGUUGUGGAGAUUCUGUCCCAGUUGAGGUGGGAAGAUGGCAAAGCCGCCCUCGCCUUAGGCCAGAAGACCUCCACAAGCCCUUCCUGCCCAGGGAGAUGCCCCCUCCCUCCCUCCCUCCCUCCCUCCCUCCCUGCCAGGUGCCCAACAAACGUGGCUUUGAAACCCAAUCUUCUUUUCCUGCUCAGCUCCCAGGUUCCAGUGCCGGGAGAGGCAGAUAAAUAGCAGCAGGUCCUGGGGGCCCCAGGUGCAUUUCCCGCCUGGUCAUCAUGGAGCUCGGGGGCACAGUAGGCAUCUUCCUAGGCAUUUGCUUCUCUUGCUUGCUGCUCAUCUCUGCAUGGAAGCGGAUGCACAAAGAAGGGAAGCUGCCCCCAGGUCCCACCCCGCUGCCCUUCCUUGGCAAUAUCCUGCAGCCUUUCGUGACUUUCUCUCCGUGGCCUUUCCCGCAGUUGAAAGAGAAAUAUGGGCCGGUGUUCACAGUCUAUCUGGGCCCACGGCGGGUGGUGGUUCUGUGUGGACACGACACAGUGAAGGAAGCUCUGGUGGACCAGGCUGAGGAGUUCAGCGGCAGAGGGGAGAUAGCCAGCAUUGACCGGAACUUCAAUGGUUUUGGAGUCGCUUUUGCCAACGGGGAACGCUGGAAGCAGCUCCGUCGCUUCUCCCUCACCACCUUGAGGAACUUUGGGAUGGGCAAGAGGUCCAUUGAAGAGCGGAUCCAGGAGGAGGCCCAGUAUUUGAUGGAGGAAAUCAGGAAAACCAAAGGCCAGCCCUUCGACCCCACCUUCUUCCUGAGCCGCACGGUCUCCAAUGUCAUCAGCUCCGUGGUCUUUGGCAGCCGCUUCGACUACGAAGAUAAGACCUUCCUCUCCCUGCUGCAAAUGAUCAACGAAAGUUUUAUGGAGAUGAGCACCCCUUUGGCACAGCUCUACGACAUGUAUUCCUGCAUCAUGCAGUACCUGCCAGGAAGACACAACCGCGUUUACUACCUGGUUGAGGACCUGAAGGACUUCAUUGCCGGGAAGAUCAAAACCAACCAGGCAACGCUGGAUCCCAGCAACCCUCGCGACUUCAUUGACUGCUUCCUCAUCCAGAUGGAGAAGGAAAAAGGAAACCCUUCCACCGAAUUCAACCUGAAGAAUUUGGUCCUGACCACCCUCAACCUCUUCUUUGCUGGGACGGAAACCGUCAGCUCCACCCUGAGAUACGGACUCCUCUUCUUGAUGAAGUACCCAGAAGUGGAAGAGAAGAUCUACAAGGAGAUUGACCAGGUCAUCGGCCCCAGUCGCCUUCCUGCCACGGAAGACCGGCUGAAGAUGCCCUACACGGAUGCCGUAGUCCACGAGAUCCAGAGGGUGACGGACAUUGUCCCCAUGGGAGUGCCCCACACGGUGAUCCGGGACACUCAGUUCCGGGGGUACCUUCUGCCGAAGGGCACGGACGUCUUCCCCCUGCUUGGCUCAGCCUUACGGGACCCCAAAUAUUUCAGCGACCCCGAGAACUUCAACCCCGGACACUUCCUGGAUGAAAAUGGCCGUUUUAAGAAGAACGAGGCCUUUGUGCCGUUUUCCUCUGGGAAACGCGUCUGCCUGGGGGAAGCCAUGGCUCGGAUGGAGCUCUUCCUCUACUUCACCACCAUCCUGCAGAACUUCUCGCUGAAGUCAUCUCUGCACCCCAAGGACAUCGACGUCUCCCCCAAAAUGAGCGGCUUUGGGAACAUCCCCCCCGUCUACCAGCUGAGCAUGCUGCCUCGCUGACUGUGGGCGUCUGCCUGCUUCUCUCCAGCCCCCUUCCUGAUGCUGUCCUGUCUGAGCCCCACAGCCCUCCCUCCUGGGACAGGUUUCCAUCCAGGUGGCUCUUGUCCUGGGUGCCUCCCUGCCUCCUGCUGGGCCAGGGAAGCAGAUCGCAGGGAUCUGCUGGGUCCAAUGGAUUCCCUUCCUCAGAGCAGCCCCUGUCCUGGUCCAGAUCCCAAUCCAGGGGAACAGGGGGGGGGGCAUCUGUGGAGGAGGAGCCCAUAGCAUCCCAGUUGUAUUUAGCCCUGGGGAAACUGCUUCCCUCCAACCCCAACUGGGAGCUCUGGCCUCUGCUCUUCUCUCUGCCCCACUGGCGCCCGUAGAGGGUUGCUGCACCCACCCCCACCCAGCCUAAGACCUUCUCCUGGAGGGGAGAGAGAUUUGGAGCAGGGUGUGCUCAAUUCAGUUGCUGGAGAGUCAGAACCAUCUGGAGGUAUUAACAAAUGCCCUAAAGCCGGCUAGGUGUUCCUUCCGGCUCCGUCUGGCUCUUUAGCCGGAGCCUUCCUCUCGUCUCUCCUCCCCCCACCGCAGCCCCUUCCUGGCCCAAAGGAGGGUCAAGGACAGCUGACCGCAGGCACUUGCUGUGGGACAAUUCAACACUGUAUUAAUCAUUGCAUUCAACUGCUUUUGCUACCAUGGCCACAUUUUUGUCAACAUUAUUGUAACUCUUACAUUUCUGGGCUGACUUUGUUAUUAUUGAACAUGGUUCCAUCGAAAUCGAAAUAACUUUUGUAUUUGUUGGACUGUCCCAGUUGGCUGUGGUGAGUUGCCCAUGGCGGGUUGCCCCCUUCCGCCCCAAGAGAGAGCCUGGAAGCCCCCCGCCCCAGAAACUUUGCCCAGGAGCUUCCUUGAUACGCAGCGGCAUUUCCAGAGAGUCGUCUGCCAGCCGUCUUCUCCCGUCUCUUAGCUUAGAAAUCUGCCUGACCUUUAAAACUGCAAUUUAAAGCCUGUUUAGAGAAAUAAGCACACGCGCGCGCACACACACACACACACACACACACACAGAGUAUUUUAAUAACAAGAUAUUUAGGAGAAUUGAGUGAAAUUGCGGAAGCAGAGGUUGCUGCAGACAAUCUUCCUAAGCAGAAUCUAUUUCUGAAAUCAUUUUUUUGUUUCCUAUGAAUAUUCCUUUUACUAUGAACAUUGUGAAAUCAUAGAAGUUUUAAGAAGAAAGAGUACAAAAUGCUGGAUUUAGUAAGGAAAUGCUUAUUAUGAAUAAUCCUGUACACAGCCUGGACAAAGUUUAAACACAGAAUAAAAACAUGUUUUACUAUCAA
Messenger RNA from Thamnophis elegans (Western terrestrial garter snake), 3288 nucleotides. RefSeq names its product cytochrome P450 2G1-like. The coding region runs from base 491 to 1975 and encodes 494 amino acids. Lineage: Eukaryota; Metazoa; Chordata; Lepidosauria; Squamata; Natricidae. The record is from RefSeq and is a predicted model, not a curated record. Gene Ontology annotation, molecular function: iron ion binding; oxidoreductase activity, acting on paired donors, with incorporation or reduction of molecular oxygen, reduced flavin or flavoprotein as one donor, and incorporation of one atom of oxygen; heme binding. The transcript is spliced from 9 exons. Gene Ontology annotation, cellular component: intracellular membrane-bounded organelle; cytoplasm. Gene Ontology annotation, biological process: xenobiotic metabolic process.